ACAAGAGAUUAGAGAAGCAGCAUACCCCAAAUAAUCAUUAUAAACGAAAUCCCUAAUCAGAAAAAAAAAAAAAGCAGUAUCUUGAUCGAAACAGGAAACUUCGGCGCGACUGCGAUUCUGCACUCUGGCGGAAGCCCAAUUCAAAUCCUUGCAAGUUCUCUUAGAAUCCUAAUAUAUCGAGGCUCUGUGUUACGUUUCUCGAUCUGGUUCGCUGUUAUUUUGUGGAUUGGAAGGCGUUUGAUUAUCUUAAUAUAGGCUGCGAUUAAGGCUGUGCCGACAGCGUUUCAGGCCAUGAGGAAGAGGGAGAGAGAGAACCCAUGUGGGGUUUGUGGGCACUAUCACAAGUAUGAAGAAGGAGAGGUUUGUGGGAUUUGUGGGCACCGAGCUCCGCAAUCAUCGGAGACACCGUCUUUGCAUAUAAGCGCCUUUCCAACAGAGAUCCUGCCGGACUUCUUAUAUCUGGGGAGUUACGAUAACGCUUCGCGGUCUGAGCUUCUCAAGACUCAGGGAAUUUCACGCGUUCUUAAUACUGUACCUGCAUGUCAAAAUCUCUACAAGAAUUCAUUUACCUAUCACUGCCUCAAAGACGACCAAGCUUUACCAUUUGAUGACGCAAUUCAGUUUUUAGAGCAAUGUGCGAGAGACAAAGCUCGUGUUCUUGUGCACUGCAUGUCAGGAAAAAAUAGGUCGCCAGCUAUUGUAAUAGCUUAUCUGAUGAAGUGUAAAGGAUGGAAGCUUGCACAAAGUUACCAGUGGGUGAAAGAGCGAAGACCAUCAGUUGACAUAACUCAGGCGAUCUACCAACAAUUACAGGACUAUGAGCAGAGGAUAUUUGGUUCAAUUGUUGGUGGCAACUCUUUCCCCCCAGUCUUUACCCCUGCAGGUUUGCCAUCCUUCAACUUUGGGUUUCCAAAGGUGAACGAUCCUAUUCAUGUCCCUGCUUUCAGUAGUAGCACUUCCUCCAUCUUCUCCCAUCCUCCCGUGGAUGUUAGUCCGCAGGAGUUUACAUUUGGAGCUGGUCAAACUCAAAAUAACGUCUCUGGCAGCCCUUUCAAUGCAAACCUGAACUCCAAUGGUAGUGAUAUUGCAAUGGACAGUUCUUAAUCCCCUUGACUCCUUAUAUCAAACGGCUACCGGGGCUUGAGUUCUAUACUUUGGUUGUAAAGUUGGCUGGAAGCGCUUGAAGUCUUAUCAGUGUUGGAUCUAGAAACUAUCUGCCCAACUUAAUCAUUGAUGUUUUUGGCCUUUGCAGUUACCUCCAUUAAUACAAGUACCUCCCUUUAUUUGUGUCUUGUUUUGUGAUUUUAUGAAUAUCCCAGACUACUACUACUAUCCUUGUAGUCUUGUGCUCUCUUGUCUA
Molecule: messenger RNA, 1360 nt
Organism: Tripterygium wilfordii
Lineage: Eukaryota; Viridiplantae; Streptophyta; Magnoliopsida; Celastrales; Celastraceae
Product: protein-tyrosine-phosphatase IBR5-like
Exons: 5
Coding region: 292-1104 (270 amino acids)
Biological process (GO): auxin-activated signaling pathway; negative regulation of MAP kinase activity; abscisic acid-activated signaling pathway
Cellular component (GO): nucleus
Molecular function (GO): protein tyrosine/serine/threonine phosphatase activity; MAP kinase phosphatase activity
Source: RefSeq, a predicted model, not a curated record